AUGAGCCCCACCGACGAGGAACUCGACCGCGACUGGCAACCCAAUGGCCGCCGACCUCAAUCUACGAUUGCCCGAUCUUUCAGUCAAGAGCUGAUGGAUAUCUUUCGGAUUGAAAACAGCCUUGCCGACCUAGACGAACAAAUUGACAAGCGGUAUGGCCCAUGCCAAGUUCCCUACUCUCCAGAGACAAAACAGCAAGUCAACCAUGGCCAGACCGAAUUAGAGGCCCUCGAGGCUAGAAUUAAGGAGAUGGAAGAGCGACUGAAGAGGCAGAACCCCCCGGGAGUCGCCGGCAGUAUGAGCCCACGGUCUCAACAGCAAGCCGUUAACGAUACGUUCGGCAAGGCGUUGUCUGCAGAGAAGGAUCUCGCACAGCAGCAGCAAAGGUCUCGACCAGGAACUGCUAAACAGGUACAGCAAGCACCUGCCCAUGGAGGAGCUAUGCCUCCGACUCCCACAGCCAGCGAAGGUGAAUACGUACUUGUCAAACAUAGCUCCUCUGGUGACGGCGCCGCCUGUUCUCGAACUUUUACUGACUAUGUCUACGUUUCUAAAGAUGGUGGUGACCGCGACAACUAA
Daldinia vernicosa is the source of this 579-nucleotide messenger RNA. RefSeq lists its product as uncharacterized. The record is from RefSeq and is a predicted model, not a curated record. NCBI's taxonomy places the organism in Eukaryota, Fungi, Ascomycota, Sordariomycetes, Xylariales, Hypoxylaceae. The coding region runs from base 1 to 579 and encodes 192 amino acids. The transcript has 3 exons.